AUGCUGGAGAUCCUGAGUCUGAUCCGUUGUGACGGGGACCCCGGUUGGGUGCGCAGCGUGCUGAACUGGGAGCGGGCGCCCUUGGUGGAGAGCCAGCUGGGGCUGGAGGCUGCCCUGAAAUACCCCCCACCCCGGCUGCUCUCCUCCCACCUCCCCGUCCAGCUCUUCCCCAAGUUCCUGCAGCGCUCCAAGGCCAAGAUCAUCUACACCCUGCGCUGCCCCAAGGACGUCCUGGUCUCGCUGUACCACUUCUCCAAGCUUCUGUGUCUCUUCAAGGACCCUGGUUCACUGGACUCCUUCCUCGAGGACUUCCUGAGCGGGAAUGUGGUCUACAGCUCCUGGUUCGACCACGUCACCGGCUGGAUGGGGCUGAAGGGCAACGAGAACUUCUUCUCCAUCACCUACGAGGAGCUGCAGCAGGUAGGGAAAUUCCGCUCUUGGGUCACGCCCACACAUAACUCCACCCCUGGGGUCACGCCCACACAUAGGAUCUGCGGUGACUGGAGGAACCAUCUCUCGGAGGCACAGAGCCAACGAUUUGACACCGUUUACCGGGAGCGGAUGCAGGGUCUGGGCAUGACCCUCCCCUGGGACUGACGGCCCUGUGCCUGCCAUAUCUGCACCCGCAAUACACCGGCCCUGUGCCACCCACGUGCUACUGAUCUUCCUGUGCCCUGGGAGAUGCCCCUUGGGGCCGCAUCACUGGGCUGGGGUGUGUGACCAGCAGGGGGCAGCACCCACCCAUGGGGCAGAUCUGCAUUUUUACUAAUACGUGUGAACAAAGGGUUAGGGUUACUGUUGGGAUCCACUAGGCAUAGCUACCAGGUAACUCGGGAGAGUGGAAAGCCAAAGUGUCGAUGAAACUCUUUUGCUCUGGGCCUAUCUGAAACCCCCAGACUCCAUCUUGUGAAUUCUCAUUUACUUCUGUGCUAACUGCUUACAUGUUAAAGCAGAAAUGUAUUGGUCAGCGUUUCUGGCAAAUGGCUGUAGUUUCACUCACAUUAGCAGAAAUAAUAAAGAUAAGGAGGACGGAACAGAGAGAGAUAGUUAGUUUGUUGCUGCUUUCCCAUAUAUCCCCAAGGUAUUUAGUGCAAAGGGUCAAGGGAUGUACCUUGUUCUCCCUUCAAAAUGACAAAUGUAUCCGCAACAGAUGUCUCUUGUAUCCCCCCUCCCCAAAAUAAUAUAUGUAUCCUGUGUAACCUAUUAUCUAUCGGUCAGCAUAAUGACGCAAAAGAAUGAAUGCUAAGUUGUUUGUCUCUCUGUAUAAAAGAAGCUCAGUUGUGCUUGUAAGGUGUGUCUCUUCUGGCAUAAGUCGAGGAGCACCCUCUCAGCUGACUGACAAAUAAAGGACCUGGUACCCGU
Molecule: messenger RNA, 1362 nt
Organism: Chrysemys picta bellii (western painted turtle)
Lineage: Eukaryota; Metazoa; Chordata; Testudines; Emydidae
Source: RefSeq, a predicted model, not a curated record